AUGACGUCCUCCGGCGUGUCGCUCCUCAAAUUCGUCGGGACCGUGUCCCUCGGUCUGUUGACGGGCGCCUCUUAUACCGUCUCAGCCUUUGCAUUCCCAACAUUCCUCCAUUUCCCCUCGUCCGCGGACGCUUCGCGCGCUCUCGUCGACUUCAACUCUCGCCUUCGGAUCCCCCUUAUCGCACUUACGUCGCUCGCAUCUGCGCCCCUCCUGCUUUCUUUCGUCCUCUCACCCCGCAAUUCCCGACACCCCUACCUCCUGUAUACUUCCCUUCUCACUCUCCUCUCCUUUGCCGCGCCAAACCUGGUCGCCCGCCGUGUGCCCGCCCCCGCAGAGCCGGCUAAGAGGAAGAAGAAGAGCACUCCCCGCCCUGUGCGCAACCUGGAGGCCAGCUACGAGGUCCUCGGCGAAGUUCCAAGUGAGGAGACACACAGCGAGGAGGAUUCCGAUGAGUUUGCCGCCGUGAAUGGUGAAGACGUGAAAGCAGAGGUCGAGUGGGUAGUCAAGCGCUACUUCCUCAGGACCGGCUUUGCUGCCCUCGGUUUUGCCAUGGCUGUCGUCGGCAUUUGGGGUGACGGUGCUCCUCAGACUGUUUCCUAUCUGUCAUGA
Clonostachys rhizophaga is the source of this 609-nucleotide messenger RNA. Lineage: Eukaryota; Fungi; Ascomycota; Sordariomycetes; Hypocreales; Bionectriaceae. The record is from the annotation of a GenBank genome assembly.